Adelges cooleyi (spruce gall adelgid) is the source of this 3169-nucleotide messenger RNA. Its product is annotated as endothelin-converting enzyme homolog. Gene Ontology annotation, molecular function: metalloendopeptidase activity. Gene Ontology annotation, biological process: protein processing. Gene Ontology annotation, cellular component: plasma membrane. The record is from RefSeq and is a predicted model, not a curated record. The coding region runs from base 54 to 2915 and encodes 953 amino acids. The transcript is spliced from 18 exons. Lineage: Eukaryota; Metazoa; Arthropoda; Insecta; Hemiptera; Adelgidae.
UAUCAUUAGUAGUACUCGAUUGAAUUCUAUUAUUAUUAUAAAUUUCGAAUAAAAUGAUGCAUUUCAAGAGCGCUCUUAUUGUCUGCGCGUUGUAUUUCCUGACGUCAGCAUGGAGCGUCGGACUAAAUAGUGAUCAAUUGAUAGAGUUGGAAAAACUGUUUGAAAACUACAAAAAUGCCAAACGAAUUAACGAUUUGGCAUUCGCACGAGACGUGGGAAAAACCUUUGGGAAUAAUGAAAUAACUUUUAAAAACAAUUCAGAUGAGCCCGAUUUGCAUUGUUUAUUGAAGACGUUGGCGGAUAUUGACAAAAGCUCCGACAAACCCGAGGUUACAAUACUCGAGUCUCAAGAAGUAAAUUUUCUUCUGGACAAGUUUACUACACUCACCGAAUUUCAUAAGCAACAGGGAUUUCUUACUCUUCAGCAGCUAUUUCAAGUAUUUUACUUUUGGAGAGGAAUGAAUAGAGCAUUGAGCGGAAAAUUAGGAGAACUUGAAUCCGAUAGAGGCACCAACUAUGUAGUUAACGCUGUGGAAUGCUUGUGGUUCAUGUUGGAAAUCAAAAAAGCCAUGAAUACUUACGGUCCUAGCACACAUGAGGUAUUGAGUGAGGAUUUAUACAAUUCAGGGAAUGUACGUGUUAGACAAGUAAUUUCCUUGUCACUGCCGAGUUGCUUCCAUUUCAUUCGAGAGCGGUCAUACUACCUUAUGAAGAAAUGGAAAAAAAAAACUUUUUUGGAAAAAUGCUUCAUUUGUUUAAUGGUUUUUUUUGCCGUGAUAGCUUUUUCUCUUUUACUGCAGAUCAGAACGUUGUAUUGUAAAUCAAGCAGCCAUUAUGAUAUUGAAUUUCAUUCUUCUGGACAAGGUUAUUGUUUGAAUGAAACGUGUGUUACCACGGCAGCAGGCGCCAUCAAAAAUAUGAAUUCAAAGUUGAACCCCUGCGACAACUUUUAUAAUUACGCUUGUAGUAAAUGGAUAAAAUCAAAUCCUAUACCAGAAGGUAGAUCUAUUUGGAACAUAUUUCAUGCACUGGAAAAGAACAACAUGUUGAUUAUUAAAAACUCUCUCGAAGCAUUACCAAUUGACCAUGCCAAUAAAGCUGAACUUAAAGCUAAAACAUACUUCGCUACUUGCAUGGACCCUAACGAUACUUUAGAAGCCUUGGGUCCUAAACCGUUGAAAGACAUACUUGACGAUAUUGGCGGAUGGAACAUUUCGGGAGCGUGGGAUGUGUCAACUUGGAGUUUACAACUAACCCUGGAAACGGCCCAUAAUCGUUACAACAUGGAUGGCUUAUUCGAUUGGAGUGUAAUGGAAGACUACAAAAAUUCUAGUAGAUACGUGAUUGAGGUAGUGGAGGGUUCAUUAUCUUUGCCGAAUAGAAAUUUUUACCUCGACAAGGAAAAUCAGAAAAUGUUGGAUGUGUUCUUAGAUUACAUGACAAAGAUCGGAACCUUGUUAGGCGGUGAGCCAACCAUUACGAGGAAACAAAUGAAAAAUGUCUUAGAAUUUGAAACUCGUUUGGCUGAGAUUAAAGAGCCCGAAGAAAACAAAAACGAUUUGGAUAAGACUUAUCACUUAUUGUCCUUAAAAGAACUCCAAGACUUGGCACCAUUCCUCCAUUGGAAUCAUUAUUUUAACUCAGCAUUUCGUUUGGUAAACAAGAAAAUAACAAAUCAAGAAAAAGUAGUCGUUUCUUCACCGUCAUACAUAGCUGGUAUGUCUAAACUAAUCGACGAAUACUUCAGAAGUCCAGAAAAAAAAACGAUUAUCAACAACUAUCUGGCUUGGCAAACUGUUUGGGCAUUGUCACCAUAUUUAUCGAAAGAUUUUCGUAACGCUUAUAACGAUCUACGUAAAGUGAUUCUAGGAGAAGAAGGAAUGGACGAUGCUUGGCGUUAUUGCAUUACUGACACAAAUAGUAUUUUAGGUUUUGCAACUUCAUCGUUGUACAUCCGUAAAGUUUUUAACGGACAUUCAAAAACAUUGGCCAAAGAAAUGAUUGAGGAAAUAAAAGCGUCAUUUAAAGAAAAUUUUUACAAUUUACAAUGGAUGGACGAAGAAACGCUGAUCGAAGCAGAAAAAAAGGCGGAUGCAAUUUCCGACAUGAUAGGUUACCCAGAUUACAUAAUGGACGCCCAACAAAUGGAAGAUAAGUACAAGGAUUUAAUAGUGAACCCAGACGAAUACUUUAUGAACAUGAUACGUGCCAUACAAUUUAAUUUCCGACAAAAUUUGAAUAUACUGGGACAACCCGUCAACAGGACCUGGUGGAGCAUGGUUCCUACAACGGCAAAUGCCUACUACACACCGACCAAAAAUCAAAUAGUCUUUCCUGCCGGAAUCUUACAGCCACCAUUUUUCAGCCAAAUGCAACUGCCCGUUAUGAACUACGGAGCAUUGGGAGUCGUUAUGGGCCACGAACUGACACACGCUUUUGAUAAUACAGGUCGUCAAUAUGAUCGAUUUGGAAAUAAGCAUCAGUGGUGGAACAAUGCUACAGUGGAAAAAUUUAAUGCCGCUACGGAAUGCAUGAUCAAUCAAUAUUCUAGUUACAAAAUUAAAGGCAUGCAUGUAAACGGCAGUCAAACAUUAGGAGAAAAUAUUGCUGAUAACGGUGGAUUGAAAGCGGCUUAUCGUGCAUACUCAAAAUAUCUCGACGAUGGAAGAGCACAAGUGUUCCGUUUGCCAGGCGUUAAUCUCGAUAACCGUCAAAUGUUUUUCCUCAGCUUCGCCCAGGUGUGGUGCUCGUCGAGUACAGACGAUGGCUUAAAGUUACAAAUCGAAAAGGAUAUGCAUUCGCCGUUUGAGUUUAGAGUGAACGGUCCGCUGAGCAACUUUGAUGAGUUUUCCGAAGUGUUUAACUGCAAGCUGGGAACACCUAUGAAUCCUGCAAAAAAGUGUACCGUUUGGUAAAUUACAAACGAUUGUAAAAACGUAGAAGCAUCAAGCACUUUAGUCAACUUAAAAAAUAUUUAUAUGUAGUUUAGCCAAUUUUGUUGGAUUUAUAGGUACUUAGUAGUAAAACAGUAGUUUUAAAACAAUGUAGUAAUUAUUACACAUUAUAUUAUACAUAUUAUAUUUAGACGUAGCGUGUAAAAAUUAGCAAAAUAUCUUAUUUAAAUAUUUCAAUAUUAAUAAUAAUUCAUAUGUAAGUUAUGACAUUACAA